AGAACGACAAUAUUUAUCUCUACAACACUAUAAAUUUUUGGUUGUGGAAUUAGAAAUUCAUCCGAUCAAGUGAGGAUUCCUGACAACUAGUGAUUCAAAUCGUAACAGUUGCAGACAUUUCACCUACGGAAAGCAGAACUAUUGAAGAUGUAUGGUUUUGAUAAACAGCAAGUUGGGAUGAAGAGUAUUUUGAUAUGUGGAAUUUGCAAAAAGUUAUGCAAAGAUGUCACAAUUAUUGAAGAAUGUCGUCAUAGAUUUUGCAAGAAUUGCAUAAUGAGAAAGGUAAAAGAAGAAAAAUUGAAAGUUUGUCCAGAAUGCAAUACUGACUUAGGUGUUUCCCCUUUGCAGAAAAUCAGGCAUGAUCACCAAAAAGAAGAGGAAGAGGAACAUGCCAAGGAACAGGAAGAAGAAGAGGAAGAGGGAGAAGAAGAAGAAGAAGAAGAAGAAGAAGAAGAAGAAGAAGAGGAGGAGAAUGUGACUUCAGACGAGGAUUAUGUGCCUUUGCCAAAGGGACGGCGUGGAAGAAAGAAAAAAGAAAAAAAUAUUCCUCCUCCUUCUAAUAGCGGUGGUGGUGAUGCUAGUGGCGGUGGAACAAAUACUAAUGUGGCACACAUUCAAGUUACUACUAAGACAACAGGAGGUAAAAGUAGUGGUAAUACUAUAGUAGUGAAUGAAAGAGAUCAUCCAAUUUGGUUCACUUUGGUUGCAUGUGAUAAGCAGGAAGGCCCUUCACCCUUACCACAAAUCUUUACCCGCUACAUAAAGAUCAAGGAUGUGAACAAGCCGUCUUCCUACCUAAAGAAGUACCUAGCACAAAAGUUGAGUCUUCAAAGCGAAGACGAGGUGGAGCUUCACAUGCUAGAAAUGUUGAUUCGUCCUGAAUUACCUCUCAAACAUCUAGAAAAAUUAUGGUUAUGCGUAGCACCUCACUCUGGAAAAAGACCAGUAAAGGUUGGAGCUUCUGGUGAAGAAUUUGUCAUGAUUUUAAAAUAUUCUCGGUCACACCCAAAAUUGAAUUAGUAUAUUAACUAUGUACAAUAUUUCAGUUUCUCCUUUGCUUACACAUUCAAUUUUUCAAGGAGAAAACUUCUUGCAUGUUGUUAAACACCAUUAAUUUGUGUGUAUGUUUUUCUUAUUAACUCGAUUAGAUGUUUUUGA
Molecule: messenger RNA, 1158 nt
Organism: Solanum pennellii
Lineage: Eukaryota; Viridiplantae; Streptophyta; Magnoliopsida; Solanales; Solanaceae
Product: E3 ubiquitin protein ligase DRIP1-like
Exons: 7
Coding region: 148-1020 (290 amino acids)
Molecular function (GO): metal ion binding; ubiquitin-protein transferase activity
Source: RefSeq, a predicted model, not a curated record